AUGAGUUAGUUUUUUUAGAAGGUUGAAUACAAUACAAAAAGAUAGGAGUUUUUGGUAAGAAAUAAUUAUAUUUUGGAUGCUGCAGAAGAAACUGAUGGAGAAAAUCUAUUAUUUAGAAAACUUAAGGAUGUAAUGAAUUCUUUUAGGAGCGAUGUAGAUAUGAAUUAUUAAACCCAAGUUUCAUAAUAAAGCAAUAGCCACUUAUAAAAAAAACUAUCUUAAACUAAUAAUGAGUUUAAGCGAUCUCAUCAACAAUUACCAAGUUAUAAAAAGAUCACAGCUAUUGAAAAAUCUCCAGGAUCUCCAGAUGAUAAAAUUUCGGUUAGUCAAUCUUUGAGUCAAUUUUACUAUAAACCAAAUAAUUUGAAGAAACGAAUAGGAUAAUAGAUGUCUUUGGUAGAGACUUCAAACACAUUUAGUACAAAAUAUUCAUUCCAUUCAGAAUGUUUUGGAUAGGGAUUGUAAGUAACAUCUAAAUAAGUGAAAUUAAUUUUAGAUUGCGAUAAAAGUAUUGCAUUCAUUAAGCCAUCUAUAUAUGGAAGUGGAUUGGCAAGAGAAUAAAGAGUAACCCUCGUUAUCAAAGUAUGCAGAAAUUCAAAUCAAAGAUACCCUAUGGCAGUAGGAAUUUGUGAUCAAUAAAAAUUAUAAGAAAAUAAUUUCGUUUUUACAGGAUCAGCUGAGCAUAUGCCAGGAUCAAAUAAUAAAGAUCAUGGAUGUUACCUACUUAAUUCAAAUGGAUAUAUUAGAUCAAUGACAGGAUCGGAUAUGAUCAGGAGUUCACCUAAUUUAAGAUUCUAUAGUAACUCUACUUUAGAAUUAACAUUCAAACCAUUUCACAAAUAAUUAAUAAUUAACAGAGAUUAAUAAGUGUAGACUACUAUACCUUUAGAAUUUUAUAAAGAUUAGAAACUUUUCUUUUGUGUAAGAUUAGCAGAUUUGCAUGAUUGUAUUGAAAUAUUAUGA
Molecule: messenger RNA, 963 nt
Organism: Paramecium tetraurelia
Lineage: Eukaryota; Ciliophora; Oligohymenophorea; Peniculida; Parameciidae
Exons: 1
Source: RefSeq, a predicted model, not a curated record